Messenger RNA from Gavia stellata (red-throated loon), 627 nucleotides. RefSeq names its product JunB proto-oncogene, AP-1 transcription factor subunit (gene JUNB). Gene Ontology annotation, biological process: regulation of transcription by RNA polymerase II; regulation of cell population proliferation; regulation of cell cycle. The record is from RefSeq and is a predicted model, not a curated record. The coding region runs from base 1 to 627 and encodes 208 amino acids. The transcript has a single exon. Gene Ontology annotation, cellular component: transcription regulator complex. Gene Ontology annotation, molecular function: RNA polymerase II cis-regulatory region sequence-specific DNA binding; transcription factor binding; DNA-binding transcription factor activity, RNA polymerase II-specific. NCBI's taxonomy places the organism in Eukaryota, Metazoa, Chordata, Aves, Gaviiformes, Gaviidae.
AUGGAGCCGCCGUUCUACCGCCCCGCGCCCUUCCCGGGCGGCUUCUGUCGGCCCGAGCCCGACUACGGAGCGCUGCCGGGGGCGCUGCCGCCGGGGGCCCCCCCUGAGCCCUACCGCGGGCUCAAGCCGGCGCCCUGCCCCGACGGCGGCUUCUUCGGCGGCGGCGCCGGUACCGGCGGCUUCUUCUACCCCGGCCCGGGGGAGCGCGACGGCUUCGCCGGCAGCUUCGCGCAGGCGCUGGACGAGCUGCACCAGCCGGGGCCCCCCAACGUGGCGCUGCCGGAGCCGCUGGGGCCGGGGCUGGCAACGGCGGGGGGACCCUUCCCGGGAGUCCCCGCAGCGGCACCGGAGACGGAGGCGGCCGAGCCGGGCCCGGACUCCCCGGAGCGGCUGCAGGCAGAGCGGCGGCGGCUGCGGAACCGGCUGGCGGCGAGCCGGUGCCGGCGGCGGAAGCUGGAGCGCAUCGCCCGGCUGGAGCAGCGCGUCCGCGGGCUCCGCGCCCAGAACGCGGCGCUGGCGGCGACGGCGGCCGGGCUCCGCGCCCAGGUGCGGCGGCUGCGCGGCUCCGUCCGCGACCACGCCGGCUCCGGCUGCCCGCUGCCCCCCGGUGCCGCCCUCGGCUUCUAG